This is a messenger RNA of Cebus imitator (Panamanian white-faced capuchin), 3124 nucleotides long. RefSeq names its product coiled-coil domain containing 138 (gene CCDC138). The record is from RefSeq and is a predicted model, not a curated record. Lineage: Eukaryota; Metazoa; Chordata; Mammalia; Primates; Cebidae. The coding region runs from base 860 to 2800 and encodes 646 amino acids. The transcript has 14 exons.
GAUGUAGUUGACAGUCACAUUUUAGAAGAUUACACCUCUGUAAUUACAUGAAUGAGAAAAGUGAAGUGGUUGCACAGUUUCUCUCAGUCUUUGUUUAUAGGUUUUCAGGUUGAUGUAUACUAUGGCUAGGCACUGUUGUAGGUACUAGUAAAAGCUUUAAAAAAAAAAAUGAAGUUUUUUUUCCAGGGAGCUUAAAUUCUAAUUACUAAUUUUAAUGCCCUGUUAUACCCCAUGUGGAACACAGGGAAAGUAAGGAGAUAAUCUUUGCAAUUUUUAUGCUUGGCUUUCUAUUUGUUUUUCAACUUUUUAAAGAGAUGCCUUGCUGUGCUAACCCAAGGUAGAUGUAACUCCCAGGCUCAAAGCAGUGCUCUCGCCUCAGCCUCCCUAGCAGCCAAACUACGUGCGCGCCGCCACUCCUGGCUCAGAUAUAUUCUUGGUUUCUCUUUUAUAUGGCAGUUAGCAAAGGCCACUUCUGAUAGAAGGACAGGUAUAUGUGGUGAGCGUAAACGCACAUCGAACCUAUAGGUUAAAUGGAGCUGAAGCGGAUCGCUGCAGGCAGGUGCGGGGCCUCGGUGCCCCUCCAGCGGCACCCAGGCAGCCCGGGGCGGCACUCGCGUGGGGAGAUGCAAUGCUACUCAGUUGUGAAAUCUGCAGUGCUAGCACUAGAAACCCGGAGGACGCGCGGUACGGCCAGGUUGCUUCCUCGAGGUCCUCCAGUCCCGCCCCGACCCGUCCUGUCUCUUCUUUGUCGCCGUGCGUGCCUCCGGGGGCGGGGCCUAACGUCGUGACGCACUGCGACCGCGUUGCGCCGCGGGUUUGAACGCGGUUCCCGGGGAGACCGCCGCGGGAGUGGUGCGCUAUGGAGCCGAGGGUCGUCAAACCACCGGGGCAGGAUUUCGUAGUGGAGCGUCUCAAAAGCCGCUACGGACUCGGAGGCAGCUGCCCCGAGGAGUAUGAUUUUUCAAAUUUUGAUUGCUCUAAAUGUAAGAGAAGAUCUCCAACCUCCUCAGAUGAUUUGGAUAUCUAUUCCUCUGGAGAUAAAGUUGGUUCAUCAUUAAAAUAUUAUUCUGAUGAAAGCAAGCAUUGUAGAAAACCAUUUUGCAGUUCAUUCAAGCAUGUAAAUGUGAAUUGCCUAGGUGAUGAACUGGAUUCUUUCCAUGAUUUGAAGAAACAGGAAAGAGAAGAAGAGUUAAUUGAGAAUGAUCAUAGAGUUAGUACCUCCAAAAUAACCAAGCAGUCUUUUAAAGAAAUAGAAAAAGGUAAAAUAAAUAUUUUAGAACAACCAAGUAGUAACUUUGUCAAAUUGUCAGCCAAUAGGAAUAUAAUUUGCAGAAUUUGUGACUUUUUAAGAGCAUUACAAUCUGGCAUUUUGAUACAGUGUGAAACUGCAGCACAACAGAAAUUUGCUGAGGAACUUCAAAAGCGAGAACAUUUUUUACUUGAAAGAGAACAACUGCUUUUCAGACAUGAAAAUGCCUUGAGUAAAAUUAAAGGUGUCGAAGAAGAGGUUCUAACAAGAUUUCAAAUUAUGAAAGAGCAACAUGAUGCAGAAGUUGAACACUUAACUGAAGUUCUUAAGGAAAAGAAUAGAGAAACCAAGAGACUGAAGUCCUCUUUUGAUGCAUUGAAAGAAUUGAAUGAUACCUUAAAAAAACAGUUAAAUGAAGCAAGUGAAGAAAACAGGAAGAUGGAGAUUCAGGCUAAAAGAGUUCAAGCUCGUUUAGAUAAUUUACAGAGGAAGUAUGAAUUUAUGACAAUACAGAGAUUAAAAGGAAGUUCCCAUGCUGUUCAUGAAAUGAAAAGUUUAAAACAAGAAAAAGCACCAGUUUCAAAAACUUACAAGGUACCACUUAAUGGGCAAGUUUAUGAACUUUUAACUCUCUUCAUGGACUGGAUUGCAGAUCAUCAUCUUAGCAAAGUGAAACAUGACGAAUCUGGAAUGGAUGGUAAAAAACCACAACUCAAAUUUGCUUCCCAGAAAAAUGAUAUUCAGGAAAAGUGUGUAAAGCUUUUGCCUCUGAUGACAGAGCAGCUACAGUGGAUGCCAUUUGUGAACACCAAACUUCAUGAGCCUUUUGUAAAAUUUAUAUAUUGGUCCCUAAGGCAGCUAGAUGCUGGAACACAGCACUCGACUAUGACAUCAACAUUGAGGAGAUUGGGUGAAGACAUUUUCAAAGGAGUGGUAACUAAAGGGAUCCAGGAUAGUUCUUUAGAGCAUUCUCUGGAGAAUAAACCAAAGACAGCUGCUUUCUUUAAGAGCUCCAGUUUGCCAUUGAGAUUUUUAUCAACCUUAAUUGUUCUCAAAACAGUCACUCGAGCUGAUUACCUGGCUCAGGCAUUUGAUUCUCUUUGUUUGGACUUGAAGACAGAAGAAGGAAAAACCUUGUUUUUAGAGUAUCAAGCUGUUCCAGUAAUAUUAAGUCAUCUAAGAAUAUCCAGUAAAGGACUCCUGUCUAAUGUUAUUGAUAGUUUGCUCCAGAUGACAGUGGAAUCUAAAUCCUUGCAGCCUUUCUUGGAAGCCUGUAGCAACUCUUCAUUUUUUCGUACUUGCUCUGUGCUGCUUCGAGCCCCUAAGCUUGAUCUUCAAAUACUUGAAAAACUCAGUAUUAUUUUACAGAAACUUUCCAAAAUCAAGAGUAAUAAGAAGCUCUUUGAACUUUUUACGAUUCAUCUGAUGCUUCAAGAAAUACAAAGGACAACAAACCCAGAGCAUGCCUUUCUCUGUAUUAAUCUAAAUUCAACUCUGUUCAAUUUGGGUUUAACAAAAUGUAACUCCCUGGUCUCCAGUGCAAGCCAUUAGACUGGCAUAUUUUUUUAAUAUAGUAGAUGUGGUGCUUAUUUAUAAACAUGUAAAAAUUACCAAAGUAACAACAAUUCUACCAAGUAAAGUUAUCAGUAGCAUCAUUCAUCAUGAAAAAUAAAUGAUUUUUUUGAAUUUUAAAAAUGAAAUCUGUAGAAGGUAUUGGAACUUUUGGAAUGCUUCAGUUCAAGGAAGGUAGUACUAAUGUACAAGAUGGCAUUUCUAGAAUGUAUGACACUGAUGUUACUUUUUGUAAAAUUAUAUUAGGAAAAUUCUUAAAAUUAUGUGAUGAUUUGGAAUAAAUUUGGUGCUUAUGUGAGAACA